This is a messenger RNA of Larimichthys crocea (large yellow croaker), 2818 nucleotides long. RefSeq names its product lactosylceramide 1,3-N-acetyl-beta-D-glucosaminyltransferase A. The transcript has 3 exons. Gene Ontology annotation, cellular component: Golgi membrane. Gene Ontology annotation, biological process: protein O-linked glycosylation. Lineage: Eukaryota; Metazoa; Chordata; Actinopteri; Sciaenidae. Bases 837 to 2000 code for a protein of 387 amino acids. The record is from RefSeq and is a predicted model, not a curated record. Gene Ontology annotation, molecular function: N-acetyllactosaminide beta-1,3-N-acetylglucosaminyltransferase activity.
AAGAUUCAGGGAGAGAGACCACGCCCACGCAAACACAGAAAAAGAGACAGACCUGGAAAACAGGCCGAAAAGUAAGGAAACACACAAAGAAAACCCCCUGAGGCACGGCUGCGGCCAUGACAGCUGUUUACCAGGUAUAAUGUGUUCAUAGUUUGCGAACAUUUGCUAAUAGGCGCUAAAACAUGAAAGACACCUGAAACUGAUGGGAAUUCCAGUGCUUUGCCACCCCCACACUGAAAGAGGAAGGGAGGGGAGAGAGAAAAAACCAAGGCAACCAACACAUUAACAAGCAAGUUACAGUCUACACACUCAGAGGAAGGAUCAGCAACAAAACACACUGACUGACGCACAAAUGAGAGAUUGAUGCCUGCUUCUGACAAGUUUUGGCUCCUGUGCCAUCUGAAGGAAAAGUAAACUCCAAGCGACGCAAGAUCCGUGCAGCAGAAAAGAGGAUCUGUGAGGAAGGGGGAAAGGAAACUGUUGCUGCCUCUGCCUCGGAUUCACACAGAGAGAUUUUCUGUUGCCGUACUUCAGGACGGGCUUCAUGGGUGAAAUAUGAUUCUCCAGCUGCUGGGCGACUGUGUGUUUACAGUGAUUCUGCUGCGAUGGAGGGCGUUUCCCAGCAGACCCAGUGACUCUCACCGCCGCCUAUGCCUCCUGCUAAAUGUGGAAAGCCUAGGAUGGAAGAAUUACCAAGUGCUGCUCUGAGGCACUGGAACAACACUCUCAACCUCCAUAACCUCAACCAUCUCACCUCCUCCUCUGCACACACUAGUUGCUUCAUCACCAUCACCAACCAGACAGGGACCACCGCCACUGGGUGACAAGAUUCCAGGAUGUUUGUGAAUUUCCGCCGGAUACGAAGAUGCCAGUGUAUGCAGCUGAUGACCACCUGCCUGGUGCUGUCAGUGGUGAUGGUUUGCUGGGAACAGAUGGACAACAAUGUCGUCAGCCACGUGAAGUCCUACUCCUACCGCUACCUUGUCAACCGCUUCACUUAUAUCAACAAAAGCCUCACCAUCCCACGAGAACAGGCCAGAAGCUUCAGCAACUUCCGCUACCUGCUGGACCAUCCGCACAAGUGUGCUGGUGAGGAUGUCCUCCUCCUUCUCUUUGUCAAAACAUCCCCAGAGAACAUCGAGAGGCGCAACGCCAUCAGAUCCACCUGGGGUAAUGAGACCUACAUCCAAAACACACUGGGAGUGACAGUCAAAGUGGUGUUUGCCUUAGGAACACCUCAGACCAAGGAGGAGGAGCCCUCAUGGAGCAGGAGGAGUAGGGUUGGUUCUCAGGAGCAGCUCAACCACGAAGACCAUGUCCAUGGUGAUUUGAUCCAACAAGAUUUUUUAGACUCCUUCCACAACCUGACCCUGAAGCUGAUCCUGCAGUUCCACUGGAUGCACCACCACUGCGCACACGCCCGCUUCCUCAUGACUGCUGAUGAUGACAUCUUUGUACACAUGCCCAACCUGGUGAGCUACCUGCAGGACAUGAGCAACAAAGGCGUCACAGACUUUUGGAUUGGGCGAGUUCACAGAGGGGCGCCACCAAUCCGCAGCAAAGACAGCAAGUACUAUGUGCCCUUUGAGAUGUACCCGUGGUUGUCGUACCCUGACUACACAGCUGGGGCUGGGUAUGUCGUCUCAAGAGACGUAGCAGACAGAAUCUACCAAGCCACGCUGACCCUGAAGGCCUCUCUUUACAUAGACGAUGUUUUCAUGGGCAUCUGCGCCAAUGCCAUCGGUGUGUCACCGCAGGAGCACGUCUAUUUCUCAGGUGAGGGCAAAGCACCCUACCACCUGUGUAUCUAUGACCAGAUGAUGACCUCACACGGUCAUGUGGAGGAUAUCUAUGACCUGUGGAAGGAUGCGACCGACCCACAGGUGAAACAGCGGACCUCUGGACUCAUAGGGAGACUGUACUGUACAGUAGUGAAAAUGUCUCUCCUUUGUCAACCAUACCAUUUCAACACUUACCCUUGCAAAGCAGCCUUUUUGUAGUAUUACUUCAGGUUUGUGCGUGUCAUUGUGUGACAGAGAGAGGGGGGAGUGUGUCAUGAAGAAAGGAGUAUCAUCGCUGUGAAUAUUACCUCAGUCCUUUCAGUCGGACACCCGUGUCACAACAUUGGAAUUUGUGUUCUGUGUUUCGAAACGCAAAGAGACCAAGCGAUUCAUGUUUGUCACUGUUAAUGUGAGAUCAGAACACGUCAACGACUUGCAGUUUUGGUGGUUUAUUAAUGUGACUUUACAUUGACAGCAGAAUGUGUUUUUAAAUAGUAGGUCCUAAAAACCCAACCAAAACCCACUGUGCCCGCAAGUAGAGUUUUAAUUGAUUCAUGAACUGUUCAGUGACAGCGUAUUUGUCGUUUUUGAAGUUUGCACCCUUCUGCAGCUGUUAAGUUGUCUUUUAAAUUUUUAAUACAGUGAAAACUUUUUUCAACACUUAGUCACCUCUUUCACUGGCAUUUGCCUAAAAUAAAGACACUUUUUAAAAAAACUUUUUAAGACUCCACAGAAACCUAUAGAGGUCUGUGUCUAAAACGACAAUGUGAAGCAUAAGUAACACAACUGGGUGUUUCGUGUGUGAGUAAAAAAAUACUGUACAUAAGUGACGUGUCAGCUCUAAAAAUGUCUGCAUGUCAUGAAGUGCAAGAUUUCUCACAGUGAAGUAGAAUAGAUCAAAAACAGUUCCUGUGAUGAAAUGACAAAUUAAUGAAGGGCAAGUGUUCUGAAUUGACAAUUUUGUUGUUAUAAGAUCCUUUUUUGUAAUUAAAUUUGUGGAAAAUGUUUUUUAAUGAAAUAAACCCCCCCCAAGUUAG